Molecule: messenger RNA, 1990 nt
Organism: Varanus komodoensis (Komodo dragon)
Lineage: Eukaryota; Metazoa; Chordata; Lepidosauria; Squamata; Varanidae
Gene: TIMCC
Product: family with sequence similarity 136 member A
Exons: 3
Coding region: 22-345 (107 amino acids)
Cellular component (GO): cytoplasm
Source: RefSeq, a predicted model, not a curated record
CACCUCCGAGGCAGGGGACUCAUGUUCCGGUGCAGCGCGGCCUGCUGCGAGAACGACCAGGCCUCCAUGCAGCACGUCCACCGGUGCAUCGAGCGCUGCCACGCGCCCCUGGCCCAGGCGCAGGCCGUCGUCACCCAGGAGCUGGAGCGAUUCCAGGACCGCCUCUCCCGCUGCACCAUGUACUGCAAUGACAAAGCCAAGGACUCCUUGGACACGGGAGGCAAAGAACAGCAGGUCAAGCUGCAACUGGAAAACUGUGUGACCAAGUGUGUGGAUGAGCACGUUCACCUCAUCCCCAGUAUGAUGAAGAAGAUGAAGGAGAGCUUGGCAGGCAUUGCACAGUAGACUAUCUGGGCGUAUGGAAGGGCAGGAAAGGAUGACGAGUUAAUACUAAGAUGGGUGUGCGAAAUCUUGCUGGAAAUACAGACAAGAGCAUUUGGGUGUGUCCGCGGUGAUGUUCAGCAGCAUGUCCUGCUUCGUGGUGGCUCCUGAUCUCACGCAGGUGCUAAGGCUGCAGCUUGUCAGAAAGAGAAAGAAAUGGUUCUUUUCUUCAGGUCCCCUGGCAUUCAUGAUGUGCAUGCACAAACCCUCGCCCAACGCAACUGCCUCUCCUUACUGUGGUUCUUCUCUGAGUAUUAAUGGGGCAGGGGAAUCUGGUACAUCAGCACUUUGUUGUUUGGUGCCUCAGCAGGAUGGGUUGCUGGGAGCACAUCCUCUUCUGAAGCUGUCUGACAAAUUUGUGCUAGUGCCCUGUAGAAGCACAUUGGCCCUUCUCCGUGGUCCCCCCAGUUGUAGAUUUUAGCUGUAGAUUUUCAUUCUUCCACAUCGGAAUUUUAGUAGCUGAAAGAACAGUGCCCAGACCAAAUCAUGCACAAAUUUGCUUAGUUUAUACCUUCAGGAAAAUAAAGUUGUGAUUUUUUUCCCCCAUUGACUCAAUGGCUUCAGGCCACAAGCAUGAGUUUGUAUUCCUGAAUCCCUGCAGGUGUGGGAGAAGGACUGGAAUUGUUCUAAGUGGAACUCUUCUCCUGAAAUGCUUGUUUUCAAGCAUUUUCACCCCCCCCCCCAAUCUGCAGCCCGGGAAGAGAUACCACUUGAUAUUGUUGAGUAAACAAAAAAUGUAAGAUUUAAAAGAUCUUCAUAUAUUUAGUUUUUCCUGAAUGUUUGAACAGAACAUCAAAGCUUGGUUGUGUUACUGGGAUAUAUGACAUUCCUCUAGGAAUACUGAGGUUCCCAAACCUCCAGACCAAAAUUAUGUAAUCUAAAUCCCGUAUUGAUUUUCAGUCACAUUUUUGAAUUUGUGCCAUUUUCAGAGUCAGUUUAGCACAGAUACAUUGGGCCUGCUUCAACUAGCUUCUGAUGCUGGGUCAGCCUUCCUUUUCUUUUCAGUGCAAGUACCUUUCACAGUGGUGAGGGAGAAUUUUCUAAUGGCAUAUUGUGUGGCAGCUCAACCAGCUGAGAAGAAUCAUUUCAUGCUUUUCCUGACUGGUUAUAGGGGAUAAGUAAAAAGACCAGACAAUAGAAAAGCAGGACAUGGAUUGUAUUGUACCGAGGGAUGAAAGUGCUUCUGACUGAGUUGUUCUGCAUUCCAGAGAGUGUCUCUGGUUUUUGCCAAAAACUCCACUGCAAACCUAAAUACUGUAUGGAUUUGCAGAAACAAACAUAUUUCUGGGCAAAGAACAGAAUUAAUUGCUGACUUGUGCAGCAGGGGGUUUUUUCGCAGGUGAGAUACUCAAAUUCCAUUAUUUGGGUUGCAUGGACAAUAAGUAAAAUGGAGACCCCCCAAUCUGAGAAACAGCAAACAUUAAGCAGCAGUUAUAGUGAAUCUGAAUGUAUUUAUUCCAACAGACAAGACCUUUGGGUGCUGCAGAAAUGCCACCACAUGAAUUAACAAAGUCUCUUCCGAUUUUCCCAUCCCUUUCUUUAAACUGUGAAUUGUUUUCUAGGGGUUUAAUUAAAAUAUUUUUUAAAAAAUUAAAACUGUACCACAGGA